Messenger RNA from Mirounga angustirostris (Northern elephant seal), 1000 nucleotides. RefSeq names its product DR1 associated protein 1 (gene DRAP1). The coding region runs from base 249 to 887 and encodes 212 amino acids. Gene Ontology annotation, biological process: transcription by RNA polymerase II. Gene Ontology annotation, molecular function: core promoter sequence-specific DNA binding; protein heterodimerization activity; RNA polymerase II general transcription initiation factor activity. The record is from RefSeq and is a predicted model, not a curated record. NCBI's taxonomy places the organism in Eukaryota, Metazoa, Chordata, Mammalia, Carnivora, Phocidae. Gene Ontology annotation, cellular component: nucleus; negative cofactor 2 complex. The transcript is spliced from 7 exons.
GGGGCCGGCGGGAGUGGCGGUCCGGUCCGGGAGCGACGCGCACCGCCAGGGAGGCUCCAAGGGGAGGGCGCUCCGCCCUGCGAGCGACGUCCUGACCCGCGGCGCUAGGACCCCGUGGGGAGCGGCGGGGGCGGAGCGGGCGGCACAAGGACCCGGGGGAACCGCGGCAGGCGGGCGGCGAGCAGGCCCGGGGGCCGGGAAGCUGCGGGCGGCGGCGCUGGGCCCGGCGCGGCAAGAGAGGCCCUGAGAUGCCGAGCAAGAAGAAAAAGUAUAACGCGCGGUUCCCGCCGGCGCGGAUCAAGAAGAUCAUGCAAACUGACGAAGAAAUUGGGAAGGUGGCGGCGGCAGUGCCUGUCAUCAUCUCCCGGGCGCUUGAGCUGUUCCUGGAGUCGCUGUUGAAAAAGGCUUGCCAGGUGACCCAGUCCCGAAAUGCCAAGACCAUGACCACAUCCCACUUGAAGCAGUGCAUUGAGCUGGAGCAGCAGUUUGACUUCUUGAAGGACCUGGUGGCCUCUGUGCCUGACAUGCAGGGAGAUGGGGAAGACAACCACAUGGACGGGGACAAGGGUACCCGCAGAUGGACUGUACCUUCCCGAAGGGGCCGGAAGCCAGGAAGCAGUGGCCGGAAGAAUGGUGGGAUGGGAAGCAAAAGCAAGGACAAGAAGCUGUCAGGGACGGACUCGGAGCAGGAGGAUGAGUCUGACGAUACAGACACUGAGGGGGAAGAGGAGACAUCACAGGCCCCACCCCAGGCCAGUCAUCCCCCUGCCCACUUUCAGAGCCCCCCGACACCCUUCAUGCCCUUCACUUCGACUCUGCCUCUGCCCCCAGCACCCCCGGGCCCCUCAGCACCUGACGCAGAGGAUGAAGAGGACUAUGACUCCUAGCGCCCUCUGCCCCCCAGGCCACGCCCCCUUUUAGUUGGUUUUAGUUGCUCUGGGGGGAGGAGAGAAGAUAGAGCUGUUCUUAAAUUUAUUAAAAAAUUAAUAAUAAAAGGGAA